AUGACAGACAGAGGGAGCUUCACCACAUCCAAAGUCAACGCCCGGGCUGCUGCGGGUCCUGUACUCCCCCCUGAACCCAUUGACAUCAUUCGCAUCAAGGCCCGCUCACGGAGGGUUAGACUCAAUGUUGGAGGUCUCACCCAUGAAGUCCUGUGGAGAACACUGGACCGGCUUCCCAGAACCCGUCUGGGACGGCUAAGAGACUGCAACACCCACGAAUCACUACUGGAGAUCUGUGAUGAUUACAGCCUCACUGAGAGCGAAUAUUUUUUCGACCGGCAUCCCGUGGCCUUCUCCUCCAUCCUCAACUUCUACAGAACAGGAAAACUGCACAUGAUGGAGGAGAUGUGUGCCCUGUCCUUUGGCCAGGAGCUGGACUACUGGGGUAUUGACGAGAUCUACCUGGAGUCGUGCUGCCAGGCGCGGUACCACCAGAAGAAGGAGCAGAUGAAUGAGGAGCUCAGAAGGGAGGCAGAUUCACUGAGGGAAAAGGAUGGGGAGGAGGAGGAGCAUGGCUGUUGUCCUGACAAGAGACAGAAGCUCUGGGAUCUGCUGGAGAAACCCAGCUCAUCUGUAGCUGCAAAGGUCCUAGCUAUGAUUUCUAUCCUGUUCAUCGUCAUUUCCACCAUCUCGUUAUCACUCAACACUCUGCCAGAGCUGCAGGUCGUGGAUGAAUUUGGCCAGUUUAAUGACAACCCCAGCCUAGCCCAUGUGGAAGCUGUCUGCAUUGCCUGGUUUACCAUGGAGUACAUGCUGCGCCUGCUGUCAGCACCCAUCAAGUGGAAUUUCAUCAAAGCACCGCUGAACAUCAUUGAUUUGCUGGCUAUACUGCCUUACUAUGUGACCCUCUGCCUAACCGAGUCAAACAAAAGCGUGAUGCAGUUCCAGAACGUGCGCCGUGUGGUCCAGAUCUUCCGAAUCAUGAGGAUCCUAAGGAUCCUGAAGCUAGCCAGGCACUCAACAGGACUUCAGUCUUUAGGCUUCACUUUGCGAAGAAGCUAUAAUGAGUUGGGUCUGCUGAUCCUCUUCCUAGCCAUGGGCAUUAUGAUCUUUUCUAGCUUGGUGUUCUUUGCUGAGAAGGAUGAGGAUGCUACCAAAUUCACCAGUAUUCCUGCCUCCUUCUGGUGGGCUACCAUUACUAUGACCACUGUUGGUUACGGAGACAUCUACCCACAAACCCUACUGGGGAAGAUUGUAGGAGGGCUCUGCUGCAUAGCAGGUGUGUUGGUCAUUGCCCUACCCAUCCCAAUCAUUGUCAACAAUUUCUCAGAGUUUUAUCGAGAGCAGAAGAGGCAGGAGAAGGCCAUCAAGAGGAGGGAAGCUCUUGAGAGAGCCAAACGCAGUGGAAGCAUUAUUUCUAUCAAUCUAAAGGAUGCUUUUGCACGUAGUAUGGAACUCACAGAUGUUCUUGUUGAAAAGAGAGAGGACAGUAAGUGUCCUGUGGACAACCAUCUGUCACCAAGCCGCUGGGGUUACCACAAACACUACUCCAAUGCAGAGGUAGCUAGCCCAGGCCGGUCCCAACAUUCUCAUUACCACGAAGUGGCUCAGCUCGGCUCACCUCAACGACUCAAGCUCUCAUCUAACAAAACCACUCCUCAACACCUCAGUGUAAAGCGGCUUGAAGAUGCUUACAACAAGACAGCAAACUUCCAGGAGCAACAGGACAAAAUUAGAGAGGAGCAGAUGGAGAAGAAAGCAUUGACCUCCACCCAAGCCCGACAAACUUCACCUGAAGCCAGCAUUGCCCCAAAAUAUUCAAAUGUGGCUGAAGAUUUUCCAGAGGAAAGAGGUGAGAGAAGCACUCUGCUCCCUACUGCUGGAGCGAGUCAAACUGGUGCUAGACACCAGCGUAUCCCCCCUCCCUUGGAUUUAAGUCAGAUCAGCGCCAUUGAUGCAAACAGGGGCACGGACGGCAUCCAGCCAAUGACCAUCAUCAAAGAGGGUCUGUAUGAGUUUGUGUCCAGCCCCAAAGGAAGUGGGACUGGAGAUGUGGGUUUGGCACAACAGAGCCUUGGGAUGACCUAUGACAGCUCUUUGAGAGAUUCAAAGAGCCCUCAAAAGAUGAGAGCCCUCAAGGUUGAUUUCAUUGGACCCCAGGAUGAUGUGCUUAUGGCAGUGAUGACACCUGUGGCAACCCCACUCUCUGCUGGUUCAGCCAAGCUUGCUAACCUACUGUCCGACGACAUGGUUUCCAGGUUCUCUCCCAGCUCUGCCAUGCAGGAAGCUAAAUCUUCAUUGGCACUCAGUCCAAGCAACUCCCCGGGGGGAGGUGAGGGCUCAGUAGCCAAGAGCUUAGAAGGUGAAGGGCAGAUCACAGGCUUAAGCCACCAAGGAAGGAAUCACAUGGAGAGGUCUGCUGUCAGCUCAAGCGCCAAUGCUAGCCCACUGUCAGCUAAGACUAGCCCACUCAACUGCACUCAGGAGCUAGUAGCUAUGGAAGGUGGGGAAGAAGGAGAAGGAGGGGAAGGAGCAGAGCAGAGUGGUGAGAAAAGAGAAAACCACAUUGUUCUGGAUGGAAGCCUGACACCGCCCUGUGAAACGAGCAUGUGA
Scomber scombrus (Atlantic mackerel) is the source of this 2553-nucleotide messenger RNA. RefSeq names its product potassium voltage-gated channel subfamily B member 2-like. Gene Ontology annotation, molecular function: protein binding; delayed rectifier potassium channel activity. NCBI's taxonomy places the organism in Eukaryota, Metazoa, Chordata, Actinopteri, Scombriformes, Scombridae. Gene Ontology annotation, cellular component: membrane; voltage-gated potassium channel complex. Gene Ontology annotation, biological process: protein homooligomerization; potassium ion transmembrane transport. The transcript has 2 exons. The coding region runs from base 1 to 2553 and encodes 850 amino acids. The record is from RefSeq and is a predicted model, not a curated record.